UUAAUUGUAUAUUAAAUAUGGAUCCUCAAUUUUUGUUAAAAGAUGAAGUCGAAUUCGAACUUGCGUGUCGGGGGUAUACUUAUCCAGGCUUAGUUUCAGCUCUUAAAAUUAUCUUAAAAAAAAUGUUAGAAGCUGAAAGCUCAAUGAUAGUCUCUUAUGAAAUAAAGUCACCGCAAGCAUCUAUUACCACCCCGGGGCUAGAACUAGACAUUUGUUCAGACAAAAUAAGCAAUGUUAUGCGUUAUGUCUCAGAGUUAAAAGAAAAGCCAGAUAAACAGUUGUACAAACGUCUAGUUUCUCGUUUGUGUCACAUUGUCAACAGAUUGAAAUUGGCCGCGCCUACGGAAGAGGAAGACAGAGAUAGGCGUAACAUACUAUUAGAUAAGGCCGUUAUAACUUUAAAAGAUUUAGAGGGCAAAGACGACAUACUGGAUGGGGAGGAAAUAACUCCGGAAAUGAAAGAGGCUUUACAUAACUCCAUAGGUGAGGAUAGUAAAAAAAUUUUAAAUCUUUUAAAGGAAGAAAAUAUGAUGACGAAACCUAUGGCAUCUACGUCUAAGGAAUUGCACGGAGUGUUAGUAGAAGAAGAUCAAAGUUUAAAAGAUUCUUUAGAACACAAAAAGGUAUGUUUUGCGCAAGAGGACUUUGAAAGUCCAACUUUUCAUGGCAAAAAGCGAAACUCUAAAUUAUUUAAUUCCACUUCAUUCGAGGAGACUCGACCAGUACGCAAGCUUGUACCUAUAAGUCAAUGGGGUGUCCAUUUUUAUGGUGACAAUAAAUUUAGCGUGAAUGCUUUUAUUGAACGGGUUGAGGAACUUCAGGAGGCUAGGAACGCAACUGAGGAUGAUUUAUGGCGUCAUGCAAUUGAUUUUUUUAAGGAUGAUGCGUUAAUUUGGUUUCGUGCAAAUAGAGAGUUUAUAAGUACUUGGAAUGAGCUGGUAAUCUUGCUUAAACGGACAUUUCAAUCUCCUUACUACCAAGAGGAACUAUUGACCGAAGCAAAAGCUAGAACACAAGGAACCGAAAACGUCAGUUUACUCAUUAGAACCCGAUUUAGCUUAUAAAUUGAGCAGAAAUUCUAUGACUAACAAUGACUUAGUUAAUGAAAUAAAAACCACCAAUAAAAGUAGUGUGAACAUGCGGUGCUGGAAUUGUCGUGAAUCUGGUCAUUUAUUCAGAUCUUGCACCAUGCCAAAACAGCGUAUAUUUUGUUAUCGUUGUGGUCAUUUUGGCGUAACUGCAAAAGAUUGUACCUGCAAGGGAAACGCCAAAGAGGAGGGUUUGAAACCUGCCAACUGAACCUCUCCUCUAAAACUAAUAAAGUGUGGCAGAACUGGCUAAAUUUUAUUCGUAUCGUCAUGUCCAAGAAAGCACUUUCACCCUUAACCCUCAAGAAAGAAAAUGAUAACAGGCCAUACAUACAAAUAAACAUUUUAAAUUAUAAUUGUUACGGAUUAUUAGAUACAGGUGCCACUUGUUCAGUCAUAAAUAGUGAAUUCGCAAGAACUUUGAAGCACUUGGGGGUUAAAAUACAGAAAAUAAAAUCUAUGGAUAUUGCAACUGCAGAUGGUGCCAGUUAUUCUGUAACUGAAGGUUUUGAUGUUCCGGUAAGUUUUAAUGAUCAGUUUCACUAUAUCACUAUGCUUCUUAUGCCUAAUUUGUCACAGAAAUUGAUAUUAGGUAAAGACUUUUUUGACAUUUUUGAAAUUUCCUUUAAAUUUAAAGGAGUGUUGGUAAAAGAAUUAUCAGAAGUCAACAACAUUGAAGAUAAAGCAACGCAUUUAACAAGUAAAGAAGAUUUAGAUGAAAGUCAACAACAACAACUAACUGAUAUUAUUGAAGAAAUACGGAAAUGUAUAGGUACAGGUUUAGGUAGAACUAAAAUUAUUAAGCACACUAUAGAUACAGGGAACAGUAAACCAAUAUAUCAGAAACAGUAUGUUUUUUCUCCGGUCAUUAAGAAAGAAAUCGAAAGCGAAUUAGAUGAAAUGUUAGAAAAAGAUGUGGUUGAACCGUCUCACAGUCCAUGGUGUUCACCGGUGGUACUUGUUAAAAAAGCUAAUGGUAACAACAGACUUUGUUUAGACAGUCGUCAGCUAAAUAAAGUUACAAAAAGGGACACAUACCCACUUCCAAGAAUAUCUAGCAUUAUCGAUAAUUUACGUAAUGCAAAAUACCUUAGCACUUUUGACUUAAAAUCCGCCUUUUGGCAAAUUGAACUUGAGGAAACUAGCAAAGAAAAGACCGCAUUUGCAAUUCCAGGUAGAGGCCUUUUUCAUUUCAAAGUGAUGCCAUUUGGCUUAGUAAAUGCGUCACAAUCGCAACAACGGUUAAUGGACAUAUUAUUUCACGCCUUAGAGGGUAAAGUGUGGUCUUACCUUGAUGAUAUCGUGGUCUGCUCUAAAACCUUUCAAGAACACCUAGAAAUCCUGAGACAGGUAAUGAAUAUUCUGGAAGAAGCUGGAUUAACAAUAAAUGUUGAGAAAUGUAAAUUUGCAAGGCCGAGUUUACGAUUUUUAGGUUACAUCAUAGAUGAAGAUGGUCUGCGCACUGAUCCCGAAAAAGUUUCGGCAAUCAUGAACUUUCCAAGACCUAAAAAUAUUUCUGAAUUACGAAGGUUCAUCGGAAUCGCUAGUUGGUAUCGGAGAUUCGUUAAAAAUUUUUCACAAAUUGCUGCUCCACUUCAUGAUUUGACAAAAGGUAAGAAAAACAAAAAGUUUGUCUGGACAGAUGAGACAGAAAAAGCAUUUCUUAAAUUAAAAACAUUGCUCACUACAACACCGGUCAUCUCCUGUCCAGAUUUUAGUAAAACUUUUAUAAUACAAUGUGAUGCAAGCAACAAAGGAAUUGGCGCAGUACUCUGUCAAAAAACUAAUAAUGCAGAACAACCGAUAUCUUAUUUAAGUAGGAAACUUAAUAGCCGUGAACAAUUGUACUCGACAUCCGAACGGGAACUUUUAAGUAUAGUUUAUGCAAUUGAGAAAUUCAGACCCUACAUAGAUGGUACUCACUUCACAGUUAUUACUGAUCAUAGUGCACUUAAAAUGCUACACAAUAUGAAAGAUCCGCAUGGUAGAUUAGGACGGUGGGCUAUGAAGUUACAACAAUUUAGCUUUGAUAUAGUUCAUAGACCAGGCAGAAGUAAUGUGGUGCCAGAUGCCCUGUCUAGGUGUGUUGAUGCAAUUAUGGACAAUGAUCGGGGAAAUAUAAGGAUAUUAGAUAAACAUAAGGAUGAGUGGUAUAAAAGUAAAGUUGCUAAAUUUGGAAGUGAACAGAAUAAUUGUAACGACUGGCAGGUUAGAGAGGGUCUUUUAUACAAGAAAAUUUGUUUGAAGCAAUAUCCCAAUGAAUCGAAUGACUGGAAACUAGUCAUUCCACAGUCUUUGAGAUCUGAUAUUUUAAGACACUGUCAUGAUGAUGUUACAGCAGGCCAUUUCGGAGUGCGCAAGACUUUAUUCAGGAUAAAACAACAUUACUUUUGGCCAAAUAUGCUGAAUGACAUUAGGCAAUAUGUAAGGAAAUGUGAAACUUGUGCAAAAGUGAAAGUAUCACAGAAAUCACCCUUAGGUCAUAUGGGUCAAGAGAGGACUGUUACUGGACCUUGGCAAGUCAUAUCAACAGACCUCAUGGGCCCCUUUCCAAAAAGCAAGAAUUUGAACACAAUGCUUUUAGUAAUAACCUGUUUAUUUAGUAAAUUCACACUAAUGUUUCCCUUGAGAACAGGAAAAGCAGACAAAAUUUGUGAAAUUUUAGAGAAACAGUUCUUACUUUUUGGCAAAGUUUCAGCUAUAAUCUGUGACAAUGGAAAGCAAUUUGUAUCACAAAUAUUCAAAGAUCUCGCACAUAAAUAUGACACUCAAAUUUGGUAUACUCCUAAUUAUCAUCCUCAAAGCAAUCCUACAGAACGUGUAAACAGAGUUGUUGGCACAAUGAUAGCGUCUUACAUUAAUUCAAGAAAACAUAAUGAAUGGGAUAAACAUUUGCAAGAAUUUGCACACGCAAUACGGACAUCAGUUCAUGAAACUACUGAGUACACACCCUCUUUUUUAUUCUUUGGCCGAGAAACAUCCUUUCCCGUAAAACUGACUGGUGAAUCUGUUGGUACACAACACGUAGUGCAGAACCAACCGAUACGUGUGGACAUUGAAGAAUAUUUACAUAGCUUAAAAUCGCGAUCGAAAUUACAUAGAGAGGUUGAACAAAGGAUAAAGCUCGCACAUGACAAAAGUCUCAGGUUUUAUAACGAAAGACGUCGUAAAGCAAACUUUAAAGAGGGCGAUAUAGUAUGGAGACGAACGAAAUUCCUGUCAAAAGCGGGAACCAAAUUUAUGGCCAAGCUUGCACCGAAAUUUGAAAAAGCUCUAAUUGUUAAAAAAUUGUCGGAUAAUGUAUUUCAGCUAAAUAAUGCUUAUGGCAAACCGAUUGGCGUUUGGCAUGCAAAAGAUUUAAAGACUGUGGGCUGAUGCAUAGAAGAAAUAAAAUAUAUAUAUUUUAGAUAAAAUAUAUAUUUUUUUUUUCUUUUGUAGGUUGGGGGAAUGUUAUGAAUUAGUAUUACGACUCUUUGAGUAUAACAUAUUAGAUAAUUUCACACUUUCGGUCAUAACGUUCGUGGUCUAGCGGUAUCGACGAUAGAAUCGUGAAGCGUUAUACUGUCGUCUAUCGGGGGUUCGAAUCCUGGCUUCAUUUUCGUUUUUAGUUUUUUUUGUUUCUU
Messenger RNA from Leptidea sinapis, 4711 nucleotides. RefSeq lists its product as uncharacterized. NCBI's taxonomy places the organism in Eukaryota, Metazoa, Arthropoda, Insecta, Lepidoptera, Pieridae. The record is from RefSeq and is a predicted model, not a curated record. The transcript is spliced from 2 exons. Bases 18 to 1064 code for a protein of 348 amino acids.